CUGCCGGCUGACCAGGAGAUGAGGGAGCCCCAGGCUUCAGGCUCUAAAGAGGCUCCAGUCAGUAACUAGACUUGAGCGGUGAGGGUCAAACUGGCAGACUGUGCUAAACUCAACUACCCAUCGGACCGUCCACUUUCCCCUGGGCAAUAGAAGACAGGUGGCUUGACCCUGGGCUAAGGGUAGGUGUGGCACUAGUGUCUGCUGCUGCUUUGCCCUCAUCCGCCUCUCCACAAAAGCAGACUCAAUAUAAGAAGAAGCAACUGCCCACCGAGGCUCCGGUCCUGACCUGGGGCCAUUCACCAGGAUCAUGAGGGUCCCUGGUGUUCAUCUCCAGCUGGUGCUACUGUGGGGGGUGGUGCUUCGGGCACUAAUGGCACAGGGGGCAAGGUCUGUGUGUCCCUCCUGUGGGGUCCCCACACUGGCACCCCAAGCAGAACGGGCUCUGGUCCUGGAGUUAGCCAAGCAGCAAAUCCUGGAGGGGCUGCAGCUGACCAGUCGUCCCAGGAUAGCUAACCCACCGCCCCAGGCGGCACUGACCAGAGCUCUCCGGAGACUGCAGCAGGGGAGCGCGGCUCCCACGAGUGGGGAGGAAGUCAUCGGCUUUGCCACCGCCACAGACUCCUCCACUUCAGCCUGCAGCUCCACGCUCACCUUCCACGUGUCCACUCCUCGGUCCCACCGUCUGUACCACGCUCGCCUGUGGUUGCACGUGCUCCCCACCCUUCCGGGCACUCUGUACUUGAGGAUCUUCCGAUGGAGCCUAAGGAGGAGGCGCAGAGGGUCCCCCGCCUUCCUGGCUGAACACCAAAUUACAACCCCCGGCUGGCAUGCCCUAAUUCUGCCCUCUAGUGGCUUGAGAGGUGAGGAGUCUCCUGUCCUGAGACUUCAACUGGACUGCAGACCCCUGGAAGGCAACAGCACAGCUGCCGGACUACCUCAACGGCUCCUGGACACAGAGGGAAACCAGCGGCCCUUCCUGGAGCUUAAGAUUCGGCCCAGUGAGCUGGGAGCAGGGAGGGCCAGGAGGAGGACCCCCACCUGCGAGCCUGAGACACCCUUAUGCUGUAGGCGAGACCAUUAUGUAGACUUUCAGGAACUGGGAUGGCGGGACUGGAUCCUGCAACCUGAGGGGUACCAGCUGAAUUACUGCAGUGGGCAGUGCCCCUCCCACCUGGCUGGCAGUCCGGGCAUUGCUGCUUCCUUCCAUUCUGCUGUCUUCAGCCUCCUCAAGGCUAACAACCCUUGGUCCUUGGGUACCUCCUGCUGUGUCCCUACUGCCCGAAGACCUCUCUCUCUCCUCUACCUGAACCGUGAUGGCAAUGUGGUCAAAACAGAUGUGCCGGAUAUGGUGGUGGAGGCCUGUGGCUGUAGCUAGCAAGAGGGCCUGAGGGUUUGAAGUAAAGAAAUCAAGUUUGGGAUUCCUAGGCAAAGGGCAUCUGUGGCUAGAGGCAUCAGAUUCCUGAUCUGCUGCACCCUCAUCCAAUGGGCCACAUGGAGAUAUGACUAGGCUGACCCCCAUGAGACCCGAAUGGACACUUGAUUGUCCAGACUCUGGCCUAUUCCAGGCUGCCUGAUGUGUGGGAAGAUGGGAAACGUGUGUCCUCUGAAGGAAUCUACCCAGAAAGCAUGAUUUCCUACCCUAAGCCCUAUGAAAAAAAAAUG
This is a messenger RNA of Artibeus jamaicensis (Jamaican fruit-eating bat), 1662 nucleotides long. It is a transcript of the gene INHBE, whose product is annotated as inhibin subunit beta E. Gene Ontology annotation, cellular component: extracellular region. The transcript is spliced from 2 exons. The record is from RefSeq and is a predicted model, not a curated record. Lineage: Eukaryota; Metazoa; Chordata; Mammalia; Chiroptera; Phyllostomidae. Gene Ontology annotation, molecular function: hormone activity; cytokine activity; growth factor activity. Bases 308 to 1375 code for a protein of 355 amino acids. Gene Ontology annotation, biological process: SMAD protein signal transduction; BMP signaling pathway.